UACAGGGGGUGCUGUUUCGCAUUAGCAUAAUUGCCUCUACAGAUUAAACUGCCUCUUUUUCAAUUAUUGCUGUUACUAUAUGCAUAUAACCAUAUAGCAUUGGAUAGAAAACAAGCUAUGGUUUCUAAAACCGUUCCAAUUGAGUCUCUGAGUCAAACACAGGUCAUUUCACAGCACUUUCCCUGAGCCAGAAGAAAAUUGCAAGAUGUGUAUGCUCGCUUCAAAGCUCUGCCUAUAUAUGGUCACGCGACCUAUGACCCGAAUCACACUUCCUUCUUCUUCCUCUGGGUGUCUGGAAGACGUCAGAGGAGAAAUGUUUUGUUUAUCUUGUACUGACGUGAAAUAAGACCUAUUUCUUUAGCGUGACCGACAACUUCCGGUUUCUGAAAUGCGCGUUUUCAGAGGUGGCAUUGUAUUUUGUUAUGCUGACGUUACGGAUGAAAACUAUCUCCGUGUCGAAGUUUGUUUGAAACAUGUGACCAUAUCACCGUAAUGUAUGUUUUUUCAAUAUAGUUUAAUCAGAUUAUUAGAAUUUUUUCGGGAGUUUUGCCGUGUUCCGUUCUUUGAGUUUUUUAACUUUGGACAUGGACCGUGCCAGUCGACCAGUACCCAGGCUAAAUGAAGAGGGGAGGUUGCCAUUGUGAAUGGAUUGAACGACUCAUCAGGACUAAGGACACCUUGAUCAACAUUCUGAUGAAAGACCAGCAAUAGUGUAGCACUUCUCGCAUCGUUUAAAAACAAGAAAUGGACAGUGACAGGGAUCUGAUUGAUGCUGUAAAUGUGACGGGAAGAGAGGGAAGGAAAGUAACUUUACCGACUGGACUUACUGAACUACGUAGUGGCGCUGUUAUAGCAUGGUCUUUCCCAUUGAGUCGUUCAGAUUCAUUUGAGAACAUAGCUCUGCUGAAUGCUGGUGUAAUUAAAACGGACUAUGGUAGGAAGUUCAAGGACAGACUGAAGCUGGAUACUCAGACUGGAUCUCUCACCAUCAGAAACCUCACCAUCAACGACUCUGGACUUUAUAAAAUACUUAUCAUGGAUACACAGAGUUCAUCUAAGAUUGCAAAUCUAACUGUCUAUGCCUCAGUGUCUGCUCCUCACAUCAGUCGCUCAGUGGACAGUCCAUUUGAAAAAGUGAGCUGUUCAUUGGCGUGCACAGUGAAGAACGGGAGAGAGGUGAUCUUGUCCUGGUACAGAGGAGAGGAGAUAUUCAACCAGACCAGCAGCCCUGAUCUUCUCGCCAAUCUCUCUCUCCCUCUGGAGUUAAACAAAAUAAAUGUUGACACCUACAGCUGUGAGGCUUCCAACCCUGCUGACUCAAAACCAACUCCACUCAACAUUGAAAUGCUCUGCUCUCAUUUGUCCUCCCGCUCUGCCGUCAAAGAGCCUGGCCCCAUCGCACUGGUCACAUUGUUAGCAGUUGGGAUAAUAAGUGGUGGUAUAUUCUGGGCAGUUAAAAUAAGAACAUGUGGCGCCUGCAAGCAAAGAGAAGAAGACCAACAUUAUACUGAAGUGAAAUUUCAGAGAUUGGUUGGGGAUAUACCGGUAUCUGGCACCGGAGGAGUCUGUUCACCAUAGGAGUCUGUUUUGUACGCAUAUGUCAGAAUCUCACCUUCUGUUCAGUCAGGACUGGAUUCAAUCACUCCUCUCUCAAAGCUGUGACCUUGGCAUGGUUUAGAGGCUUGUGUGUCUCAAUGACCCUGAGAGCUACACCGGAGGCGUCUUUGGCCCCUGGUAGGUUUAGCCAUUCCGGAUUGGUCUCCGGUGAGGGGCCAGACCAAUGAUAGCAUUGGUCGUACAUGUUUCACGUUGGUAUGGUGCUAUAGUGGUAUUGUUGCCUACCUAUGUCAAUGUUACAUGCUGUGUGUAUGUCUUUACUGUAAUUUUAAAUGUGUAUUUUUCAUAGUAUUGUACCUUACUUUGCAAGAAAUGUGCUUGAUAAAAAUGCAAUAUUAUUAUUGUUAUUUAGGUCAUAACAUUUGUCUGAAACCCAAGAUUAGUAGUAUGUAAACAAGCAAAUUAGUUAAAUCAUGGCACCACAUCCACUCCCUGAAAGGCUUUCACCAUUUAUUUUCAAAAUGCUUGUAACCGACUGCCCAAACCUGCUGAUCUCAUGGGUAUGUUUAAAUUUGGAGAGUUUCCACAGACAUAGACUGUUUUCUCUGCUACUGCAUGGCAAGAGGUACCGGAGCACCAAGUCUAGGACCAAAAGGCUCCUUAACAGCUUCUACCCCCAAGCCAUAAGACUGCUGAACAAUUCAUUAAAUGGCCACCGGACUAUUACAUUGACCCUCCCCCCCUUUUGUUUUUAUACUGCUGCUACUCGCUGUUUAUUAUCUAAGCAUAGUCACUUCUCCCCUACCUACAUGUACAAAUUACCUCUAACCUGUACCCCCACACACUGACUCGGUACCAGUGCCCCUGUAUAUAGCCUCAUUAUUAUGUUAUUGUGUUACUUUUAAUUAUUUUUUACCUUUGUUUAUUUGGUCAAUAUUUUCUUAACUCUUCUUGAGCUGCACUGUUGGUUAAGGGCUUGUAAGUAAGCAUUUCACAGUAAAGUCUACACUUGUUGUACUCGGCGCAUGUGACAAAUAAAGUUUGAUUUGAAGGUU
Messenger RNA from Salvelinus fontinalis (brook trout), 2612 nucleotides. RefSeq lists its product as uncharacterized. The record is from RefSeq and is a predicted model, not a curated record. The coding region runs from base 745 to 1578 and encodes 277 amino acids. NCBI's taxonomy places the organism in Eukaryota, Metazoa, Chordata, Actinopteri, Salmoniformes, Salmonidae. The transcript has 7 exons.